Daucus carota subsp. sativus is the source of this 1299-nucleotide messenger RNA. RefSeq lists its product as uncharacterized. NCBI's taxonomy places the organism in Eukaryota, Viridiplantae, Streptophyta, Magnoliopsida, Apiales, Apiaceae. The transcript has a single exon. The coding region runs from base 1 to 1299 and encodes 432 amino acids. The record is from RefSeq and is a predicted model, not a curated record.
AUGAAUGAUUUACAAGAGAGUGCUGGGAAGUAUAUUAAAGCGGAGGAAAGCUUGAGAAAAUCCCAGAAUAAUCAGGGUCCGAAUACCAACUUUAAAAAGCACGGAAGUGACGCCGAGUACAACGCUGAGAACAAGUAUUCCAAGAAAGAUGACAGCGAAAAGUCGCCUGCCAAAAAGAAGUUAGGACCGAGGUUCAUCGAAUAUGCUAGGCUUAAUGCCCCAAGGAGUCAAAUCCUGAUGGAGAUUGAGAAAGAUGAAAGUGUUAGAUGGCCAAAGCCUAUAAGAACCGACCCGCAGAAACGAAACAAGGAUUUAUAUUGUCGGUUCCAUAAAGACACCGGGCAUUGGACCGAUGAUUGCCGGCAGUUGAAGGAUGAAAUUGAGUUCUUGAUCCGAAGAGGAAAGUUGUCCAAAUUUACCAAGGAUGGAGACAAGAAUCAUCGGGACAAUGACAAUCGUGGAAGAGACAACGAUGACAAAAGAACCCAGCCUCGAGGGCCUGUGAUUAACGUGAUCUCCGGAGGACCUACAGCUGUAGGCACUUCCAGCAAUUCAAGGAAGGCUUAUGCAAGAGAAGUAAUGAGUAUAGUUGGAGAACCCCCGAAGUGGGCUAAAAUUGAUUAUGCUAUGGCGUUCGAUAAUGUUGAUCUUGAGAAGGUAAUAUUCCCCUAUGAUGAUCCUUUAGUAAUUACACCAGUGAUUGGAAACUCGUCUGUAAAGAGGGUACUCGUUGAUAGUGGAGCCUCGGUGGAUAUCCUGUUCUACAAUGCAUAUGAGAAGAUGGGGUAUUCUGAUUCUCAACUGACACCGUCAGAUAUGCCUAUAUACAGUUUCAAUAAUGCGGAAACAAAGAUCGAGGGCAUGAUCCAACUCCCGGUAACCAUGGGUACCGAGCCUAGACAGACCACAUGUAUGUUGAACUUCUUGGUUGUGAAAGCCUCAGUAACCUAUAAUGCCAUCCUUGGGAGGACCGGAAUACACGCUUUUAAAGCAAUCCGGUCCACUUAUCACUUGAAGAUCAAAUUUCCGACCAGAAAUAGAGUUGGAGAGGAAAUAGGAGAUCAGAAAAUGGCUCGAAGCUGUUAUGUUGGAGCACUGAAAUCCGGAGGAGCUGGGGGGCAAGUACUACCCAUAGAGGACCUUGAUGUCCGAGAAGAAGAAGAUAGAAGAGGCAAACCUGCCGAGGGCUUGGUUCCCAUCUCAUUGUAUACUGAGGAGCCUGAAAGUCACAUAUGUCGGAGCAUUACUCCAGGAAGAGUUGAAGCAAGAGCUAGUGAAAUUCUUGAGGAACAACCGUGA